Messenger RNA from Parnassius apollo (apollo), 1782 nucleotides. The record is from the annotation of a GenBank genome assembly. Lineage: Eukaryota; Metazoa; Arthropoda; Insecta; Lepidoptera; Papilionidae.
AUGGAAACCAAACUAGCAUCAGGUCUACGUAGAAUGGAAAAAUGGGGUUGGGGCUUAUCUAAAUCUGAAGUGAUUGACAUAGUGUCAGAGUUUAUAAAGAGAAAUAAAAUAAAAACUCCAUUCAUAAAUGAUAUACCGGGGAACGAUUGGUUUCUUUCGUUCCGAAAGCGGCACAAGCUAUCCAUUAAAAAACCUCAACCAAUAGAGUACCUCCGAAAACGCAUGACAGAUCCUUUUGUAAUACACGAGUAUUUCACUUUACUAGGAAGCACCCUUGAGAAGUUGAACCUAAACGACCCGCAUAGGAUUUGGAAUUUAGACGAGACCUCUGUAUGUUUAGAUCCAACAAAAACGAAAGUUGUUGGCGCAGUAGGUGCACCAUGCACAAGGACAACGGCUGGAUCUGCAAAAGAAAAUAUUACCGUGUUAACGACUGUCAACGCGGUUGGCAUCAAAUUGAAUCCUUUAAUUGUAUUUAAAGGGAGCUACGUAUAUGACCAAUGGAUGGCAGAUCAAAAUGAAGAAUAUGAUUUUGAAGUUGCUUAUGCUUCUAGCAAACGCGGUUGGAUGGAGACCGAAAUAUUUUAUAAUUACAUGGUUAAGGUCAUAAUUCCAAGUUUAGGAGAAGAAAAACCAGUGCUCUUAAUUUACGAUGGUCAUAGCACCCACGUUGACGAACGAGUCGUAGCAUUAGCAGUAGAAAACAACAUAACCAUUUUAAAACUGCCUGCUCAUACAUCUCACUUGCUACAACCUUUAGACUUAGCGGUCUUCAAGUCAUUUAAAAGUAUUUGGGACAAAAAACUUGUGGAAUGGCAACGCCAAAAUGUCGGAUUUAAAAUACGUAAGAAAGAGUUUGCUGAAAUGUUUGCACAAGCAUGGAGUCAAACAACACCAAAAGUGAUUCAAAAUGGCUUUAUGAAAGGAGGUAUUUACCCGUUUGACCCAAAUGUUAUACCAAAAGAAAAAUAUGACCCAGCGGCUUAUAAAAGAUGGCAAAAUGAAAUGAUAUAUAAAGGUGGGCAAAGAAAUUUAGCAAAACUCAAAUCGCUGAAUCAGUCAUGUAUAGACGUCUUAAACAAAGAAAUGAAGAUUGAUCGUAAACUUCAGGACAUUAUUCACGUUAGCCCUGAAAAUCGUGCAGAGUCGGUGAAUUACGCAAAAGGAGCGGAAGUUAUAACACAUACAUAUUUGGAGAAAAAAAACGUAAAAAAUCAGAUCACAGUAGAAAAAGAACCACAAAUUCAAAAUUCAGAAUCAAACUCCCAUGUACACAUUGAUGAUCAUCAAGAACCUGGACCAUCGGGAAUAUCAAAAGAAAAGUGUUCGAUUAAGGUAAAAAAUAAUAAGCCUAAGAAUGUUACAAAGAAUAAAAAAGAAAAAAACAGCAAAAACACGAAGUCAAAAUCUGGGAUGAAAAAAGGAGUAAAUAAAAAAUGUUUAACAAAUAACACAUCUACAGAAGUCUUAGAUCUUUACAAUAAACAAAUUAUACCAAACGAGAACUCUCCAACUCAACGAAUCAAUAUUAAGACUGAAGGUUGUUUGAAGAAAGGUAUUCUCAAACAAAAAAGAAAACCUUUAAAAAGACAAGCCAAAAACUUGCAGAGGUCUUUAAGCACGACGUCUGAAAGCUGUGAAAUGAGCUCACACAGUGAUUCUGAUUUACAAGGCAUAUUAAGCGAUAAUUCUAAAUUUGUCAUGUCUGAUUGGUCGGACAUAGAUGAUGAAAACCAAAGAAGAAACACUGAUCUAGAUUCUAUUAAAGACAUCAGACAUUGA